Cooperia oncophora is the source of this 939-nucleotide messenger RNA. Lineage: Eukaryota; Metazoa; Nematoda; Chromadorea; Rhabditida; Trichostrongylidae. The record is from the annotation of a GenBank genome assembly.
AUGGAUGAUGACAAUCUGUUUGGUGGAGAUUUAAGCGAGAGCAGCAGUGAUGAGGAACAGAGUAACCACUCCUCCAAGGCCGUGCAAGAAACAGCUGUGGUCAAAGAGGAGAAACCUGAUACUCGUAAACCAAGAGUAUCCUUCACAUUGGCUGAUGACGAAGAGUCAAACGAUGGUGUCUCAAUUUUCAACGGAUUAGGUGCUCCCGGCGAAGCUCACGAAAUGGGCAAUAAAACGAAUAAAAGAAAGGCGACUUCACCACCUGGAUCGAGCUCAGACGUCAAACGUGUGAAAUCUGAAGGUCAUUUGGCUGAGUCAACUUCCACAGCUGAUUUUCAAGAAGCGUUGAAUCUGCUUGAUGAUCCUACUGCAGAUGUUUUCACCGCUCCUACGGCUCCCGCUCCAAAGAAGAUCAUCAGGGACAAAACAAAACCUGUCGUUGUGAAGAAAGAAAAAGACGUGCGAUUUGCUCCAGAUGUGCAACAGGCCGAAAAACCGUCCACUAGCCAGCAGAAAGCGCCUACUGCCAGUUCGUCAAAAGCAGAGCAGGAAGAGGAAGACAUUCUUCCAAUCAAACCACUCAAUGAAGAGGACGAGCUGUUACGACUCAAAAUGCAGAUUCUCAUCUCUAAUUUUUCUCAAGAACAACUCAAUAGAUACGAGAUGUAUAGAAGAUCUUCUUUCCCGAAAUCGACUAUACGUCGGCUUAUACAUCAAUUUACUGGCGCUAAUGUUGGGCAGAACGUCGUCAUUGCUGUUGCAGGACUUGCAAAGGUUUUCGCUUGUGAACUGGUAGAGGAGGCGUUGGAUAUUCAAGCGAAGAUGGGUGGGCCGGAAGAACCACUGAAGCCAAACCAUCUCCGUCUCGCCUAUUAUUCCCUCGAGCGUCAAGGGAAGAUCUUUCCUCAGAAUAGUCACCGGCGGAAUCCUUUCAUGUGA